CUUUGGCCAAAAAUACUAUCCAUCCAUAAACUUAACGGUGAUUUGCGUUUUUACAAUUUAAAGGUUAAAAAAUCAUUGUAUGUAUACGAGCUUCAGGAAACAAGAAGUAUGAGGUAUUAGAUAGGCUAGGCAGAUCACUAUUCACGAUGUAUUUAUGACAUUUUCAACGAGGUGCCAUUUUCGUAAAUUCUAAAAUGGCUGGUAAUUUUUGGCAGAGUUCUCAUUGUAAUCAAUGGUUAUUGGAUAAACUUGUGAUUCUGAAAGAGCGACAAAAAGACCUGGAUAAAUUGACAGAAGAUGAAUACACAAAAGUGUUUAUAUUCUAUAAUGGAGUAAUCCAAGCAAUUGGAGAGACUUUAAAAGUACGUCAGCUAGUUAUUGCAACAGCUACACUGUAUUUUAAGAGAUUUUAUGCCAGAAACUCUUUGAAAUGUGUUGAUCCACUGUUGAUGGCUCCAACUUGUUUGUUUCUGGCAUCAAAAGUUGAGGAAUGGGGAGUACUCACCAAUGCCAGAUUAAUUGGAACUUGUCAGAGUAUUGUGAAAAACAAAUUUGCCUAUGCAUUUCAGAAUCCUGAAUUUAACUACAGAAUUCAACAUAUAUUGGAAUGUGAGUUCUACCUCUUAGAAUGUUUGGAUUGUUGCCUAGUGGUGUACCACCCUUAUCGGCCUUUGACCCAAUUUGUCGCAGACAUGGGCCAAGAAGAGCAGCUUCUUCCACUUGCAUGGAGAAUUGUUAAUGACAGUCUGCGAACCGAUGUGAGUUUGCUCUACCCACCAUUCCUGAUUGCAUUAGCCUCUCUUCACAUGGCUUGUGUUAUACUACAGAAGGACUCUAAGCAUUGGUUUGCUGAGCUUAGUGUAGACCUUGACAAGAUACUUGAAAUUACUCAAUAUAUUCUGAAGUUGUACGACUUGUGGAAGAAUUAUGUUGAAAAAGAUGAAAUUCAGGGUAUUUUGGGCAAGGUUCCUAAGCCACAACCUCAGCCACCUUCUCAGGGGGUUGCCCGUUCCUCCCCGGCAAACUUUAUGCGAUUGUCUUCUCAGCUGAACAAGUAGUAGGAGACAUAGAGAGAUUGCAAGAUUGAGGCGUGUAUUGCAGAGCUUUAUGCCAACAACACUUAAAUUAAAUGAGUAAUUUAAUUAAUAAAUCCAAAUAAACCAAAGAAUCUUCUCAAUUCGUUCUGUGGAUCCAACUAUUUCUUCCAUUUCUCUGCCGUACCUGGUGGUUAAUUGUUCAAAAAGAUCAAUAAAAUAUGAAUGAUGAAACAAAAUUUA
Molecule: messenger RNA, 1277 nt
Organism: Anneissia japonica
Lineage: Eukaryota; Metazoa; Echinodermata; Crinoidea; Comatulida; Comatulidae
Product: cyclin-C-like
Exons: 12
Coding region: 195-1058 (287 amino acids)
Biological process (GO): positive regulation of transcription by RNA polymerase II
Cellular component (GO): mediator complex; nucleus
Molecular function (GO): cyclin-dependent protein serine/threonine kinase regulator activity
Source: RefSeq, a predicted model, not a curated record